AUGAUUGUCGAGCCCAAGUGGAGUUGUCCAAAAUUUACGAGAAGAAAUUUACGAGGUCGCGUCCGAAUCGAUGCUCCGUGGACCUUCAAGCCAAGAGCGGAUGUUGAAGAAAACAAGGCCUAGUGCUACAACAAGUUCGGUGUUGGAAUGAAUGAGCUGAAGAAUCCAUAGCUUCUGCCAUCUGGCUCGCUGUUGCAGGAAUCGUUGCCAAGCUGUACAAUGGAGGAGUCUACGAGUAGGCUUACAAGCUUCUACAACACCUCAACACAAAGGGA
Molecule: messenger RNA, 275 nt
Organism: Caenorhabditis elegans
Lineage: Eukaryota; Metazoa; Nematoda; Chromadorea; Rhabditida; Rhabditidae
Source: the annotation of a RefSeq genome assembly